Messenger RNA from Plodia interpunctella (Indianmeal moth), 3684 nucleotides. RefSeq names its product eukaryotic translation release factor 3 (gene eRF3). Gene Ontology annotation, cellular component: translation release factor complex. The record is from RefSeq and is a predicted model, not a curated record. The transcript is spliced from 12 exons. Lineage: Eukaryota; Metazoa; Arthropoda; Insecta; Lepidoptera; Pyralidae. Gene Ontology annotation, biological process: translation. Bases 307 to 2121 code for a protein of 604 amino acids. Gene Ontology annotation, molecular function: GTP binding; translation release factor activity; GTPase activity.
GGAAAUCGUCAAACAUUUUGCAGUAACUUAAAUUUUAUAAAGCUUUCUUAUUUGUGUAGAAAAAUAUUUAUCAUGGAUUAUUAACAGUAAAUCAAUAUCGUAUUGUAUUUUUGUUUUGUAGUCCAAAAUAUCUUCGUAUUAAUUAGAAGGUAUUUUUGUACGAAUAUUAUCCAUUUGGCAAAUUGCCAUGAACUUCCGGUGUAGGAUAAAGACACACGCGGAUCUAUCGAGAAAAGAACGCGAAUAAAUUUAUAAUAUCGCAAAAAGCGAACUUAUUUAUUAACUUUACAUCGUCAGUUUAAUAAAAUGUCCAAUAACGGUGCUCCGGACUCCUGGGAAAGUCAAGCGGAUGUUAUAGGUGAACAAGGUGCAAAAGAUUCCAAUGAUGUGUCUACCAAAUUUUCCACGUUGAAUGUAAAUGCCGUGGAAUUCGUGCCUUCUUUUUGUAAGCCUUCGCAGGCUAGCGACAAUACUGAUUCCGAUUCCCCCACUACACCACAAAAAUCUGAAAGUGCAUCCACAAAUUCAGCUGGAAGUCCUGUCUUAAACGGAUGCGGCGACGGAGGUGGCGAAAGUGGAGAUGGCGGGGCUGCGUCGGCAUCUCCGCGUGUUGAGGAGCCCCCUCCUGUGCCGGCGGUGGCCGCAGCAGCGCCGCCCGUGCCGCCUGACGUGUCACCCACCGCCGACAGCUGGGAAGCCGAGGCUGAUGACGCGCUACUCACCCCUGAAGAAAACAACGAACCUGAUGAAGAAGAAAUCGAUCCACAGGAGGAUGGCGAAACGGCAAAAAAGAUUCCUAAGAAAAAGCCACCUAGAGUGGAAGAUACUAGGAGCAAGAAGGAGCAUGUUAAUGUUGUAUUUAUUGGACAUGUUGACGCCGGCAAGUCUACAAUUGGUGGUCAAAUAAUGUCAUUGACUGGAAUGGUGGACAAGAGAACACUAGAGAAAUAUGAGAGAGAAGCGAGAGAGAAGUCCAGAGAGUCUUGGUACUUAUCAUGGGCCCUCGAUACUAACCAAGAAGAACGUGAUAAAGGUAAAACUGUGGAAGUGGGGAGAGCAUACUUUGAGACUGAAAAGAAGCAUUUCACAAUACUCGACGCGCCGGGUCAUAAGAGUUUUGUGCCCAACAUGAUUGGCGGCGCGGCGCAGGCUGAUCUGGCUGUGUUGGUUAUAUCUGCACGUAAAGGUGAAUUCGAGACUGGAUUUGACAGAGGAGGACAAACUCGUGAGCAUGCUAUGUUAGCCAAAACCGCUGGUGUGAAACAUUUGGUUGCUCUCGUCAACAAGAUGGACGACCCCACUGUCAACUGGGAUGAGAAGAGAUACAAUGAAUGUCGAGACAAAAUUAUGCCAUACCUCAAAAAAUUAGGAUUUAAUCCGGCCAAGGACCUUUCUUUCUUACCUGUUUCUGGACAAACAGGACAAGGCUUAUUGGAAAGAGUAACAGAAGAAAUUUGUCCGUGGUACAGAGGGCCCUCGUUCAUCCAGCUCAUAGACGAGCUGCCGUCGCUGAACCGCAAGAUGGACGGGCCCUUCAUCAUGCCCGUCGUGGAUAAAUACAAGGACAUGGGCACCGUGCUCAUGGGCAAGGUGGAGGCCGGUAUGACCAGGAAAGGCAGCGUCUUAUUCCUCAUGCCUAACAGGGCCCAAGUCAACGUCGACCAGCUGUGGUCGGACGAUAUCGAAGUGACAUCCAUCGGUCCUGGCGAAAAUGUUAAGGUGAAACUCAAAGGUAUUGAAGAAGAGGAUGUGUCGCCCGGAUUUGUCCUGUGCGAUAUCACCGAACCUAUCACCACUGGAAGAAUUUUCGAUGCUCAAGUUGUGAUAUUGGAACACAAAUCGAUCAUCUGUGCUGGAUACUCAGCUGUCAUGCACAUACACUGCGCAGCUGAAGAAGUUACUGUAAAGGCUCUAAUUUGUUUGGUGGAUAAGAAGACUGGUGAGAAAUCGAAGACGCGGCCGCGCUUCGUGAAACAGGACCAAGUGGCGAUCAUGAGGAUAGAGUGCGCCGGCGUCAUCUGUUUAGAACCCUUCAAGAAGUUUGCUCAAAUGGGCAGAUUCACACUUAGAGACGAGAAUAAAACUAUUGCUAUUGGAAAAGUCCUAAAAGUGAUUGAGUAAAUUCGGCACUACAAUUUGUAAUCUAGCUAGAAUAGGUAUUUCCAAACCUAUAUCAACAAAGAAUGCAUGUAAAAUGUAAUUCUGAAUUUUGGGGUCUGUAUCAUGUGAGUGCUCGAGUGUAUUGCUUCGUCAUUUACAAAUGAGAAAAAUAUAUUUUGCAAUUUAAUAUUAAUAGAACAGCUAGUCCAGUUUUUUUACAGCUUUUGCUUAUGCAAGUGUUGGGCUCUACACGGCACGCCUAUCGCACUCGCCGACGCCCACUUUCAAGCCCAAUGGCGUUAUGUAGCGUUGUUAAACUAUAGAAUGUUACUUUUGUAUAUAUAUGUUUCAUCCUACAAAUUUUAUGGUCUUAGCUCAAGUCGCUCGAACUUUUUUUAACAAAAGUUAAUUUUACAAUGUAUCUACUCUAUAAUGUAACUAUGAAUACGAUGGGAACAAUUUCAAAUCUUAUUUAUUAUAUUUAUGAGCGAUUAUUAGAGCUUCGUGUAGAAUGCCCAACAGUUAAUUCCAUUCAAAUUCAUUCAUAAAGCUUAAAUUGUGAUCGGGUUCUCGUUACUAGUGUCAUUGUAACUGUUUUAUCUUUAGUGACGUGGUGUAAGCGGGAUAAGGCUCUCGUAUCGUCGUUAGAAUGAUCACCGGUGCAGUAUCGACAAUCAAUGGCAGAUGUUUUGUUUUGAAUUACCAUGUCUACAAAGCUGUUUCUGUCUUAACACUGCAAGGUGGUCAAUUUAACGACACAUUUUAUAUAAUAUAUAUUAUUUUCACAUAUUAUAACAUGAUUAUAUAAUUUUCACAAAAUUAUGUUUUUAAAUAGUUUGCUACAUAAAUACACAUAUUUAUAAAGACGUUUGUAAUGCAGUCAAUGACUGAAGUAUGUAGCAUUUAUUUAUGUAGAUCUAAAGUAGUCACGGACGUAUGUUUUUAAUUAAUAGUGAUUCAACAAUAUGUUGUCCUACCCCAUUAUGAUUAGACUGUAAUUUAUUUCGUAGCCAUCUAUUUGUAAACGAUAACGUGUUUCCAUUGACAGAGUUAACUAUGUUAUAGACUAGAUUGCAUCGGAGACACUAAUGUCAGCCCUUUGAGCAGACAGUUCCAUUCAUUUUCUGUGGUGAAUGGUAGCCGAUUUAGAAGUCUAGCUUCUUACUCUUAUUCUUGGUAAACUAGAAUCAUCAAGAGUACUUACGAUAAUAUUGUGCAGAAUAUAUGUAAAAGGCGGUUCGUAACAGAAAGUUCAUAUAACUUCGGCUCAACCUCCGAAUUGUUAUAGUAAAUGUAUAUUAUGGAUUUAUAAAUUUUCAGCUUUUUUAAUAUAAUCAGAUUUACGUCUUGGGGCGAUUGUAUAUUAUUAUCAAUAUUUUGUGUAUAUCAGUGGACAAAUAGCGAGGCGCGUGGUUGCCCCGACUCGGUCCACCUCGUGCUAUAGUUACGUGGACUCGCUUGGAACGUAGCGGAGGUGUCAGUGCCUUGUUGCCGGGGGGCGCCUCGGCGCCUCGACUCCGAGCGAGCACUGGCAAGCUGCAACUAUAUUAUUUUGUUUAAAAUAAAAUAAAAUUUUAUUAAUAA